CUCCCAUCUCUUCUUUCGCGACGUAGGCUGUUGAGAGUGACAUGGAUCCGCUGCGACGACUUCUAUCCAAACUUUUGACCUGAGAAGAAGCUUACUUCAUUUUAUGUCUUGAGUAAAACUGUUCGUUCGGACCAUGAGUGAGAUGGACAUGGAUCUCCCUCCUCCUCCCUCCCCACUCCCCCCUUCCACCCCCCGCAUCCCACAGCGGUCUCCCUCUACCCCCGACACUGCCUCACCUCCCUCCCCUAGCCCCCUCCCCCGUGCAUCCCAACCCUCCCUCACCUCGACUCCCUCAGACUCCCCCGAAUUCAUCCCAUCGUCAGUCUCUCGUUCACCUUCACCUCCCACUUCCUCUCCUCCUCACUCCAUCCCUUCAUCAGCUUCCUCUCCUUCUUCUCCUCUCCCCAUCACCCCAAAACCAUCCGUUCAUUCACCCGCUGCCUCUACCUCUACCCCAUCCACCUCUCCUGCCCCCCGACGUUGGGGCUUUGCGGCCCCCUCCACCACCCGAGCCCCCUCGUCCUCUCCUGCCCCCCGAAGUCGGGGCUUUGCUGAUCUGGCUAAACGUGUGGUGAUGCAGGAAAGACUGAAGAAAGCUGAACUGGAGGAGGCUGAAGCGGGUGAGGAAGAUGAGGAUCCUGAGGAGGACUUGUCGUUUGAGGAGAUGGAGGAGAAGGCCACGUCUGGAGAUGCCAGAGCACAGACCAGUCUGGGCAGAUACUACCUGGGGUUGGCUGAGGAGAAGGAGGCGGAGCUUAAUAACCGCCUGGCAGUUGAUUGGCUGGUGCAGGCCGCUAAGCAGGGACGGAAGAGUGCAGCCCGUCUUCUACAGCGCUGCUGGAUCCAGAGGAAAGGUAUCGGUGAGGAUAAUGAGGAGGAGGUGCGUCGUCUGUCGACAGAGAGCAGGUUUGAGCAGACGGUCCGGAAGGCGGCCAUGAUGAUGUUCAGGAAGCUGAACCCCGACAGGAAGGAGAAGAUGGCGGUGUCUGAGAUGAUGGAGAACGUUGGACAGGUCAACGCUGUGCACGGUGGCGCCACCACGGACCAAACCCAGAAAGUCCUGGAGAACAUGGUCACUGGAGAGACUGGUCAGUUUGUUGACUUGGAUGACUUUGUAGAGAUCACUAAGAGGUAUACUCAGGGCAUGGCCCCCAGCACCGGCUCUACCCAGAGCCAGGGCCCUGCACAAACCUGUGGAGAGAAGGUACAGCACUCACUCACACACACACACACACACACACACCAGAGUGGCCUGGUCCCCAAGAAGCCUCAGAAGGGAGUGUGGGGGAUGGGUCGGAGUGACAUGUUGAUGGACACCAGACGACACUUCCUGGUGUUGCAGUACCCUAUCACUGCGGUCAUCGAGGUGAAGGAUCAGCUCAUUGAUUGGGCGUCUCGCGCCGGCGUCCAAUGGCUGAGCACGGUGAUCCCCACGCACCACGUCAACGCGCUCAUCUUCUUCUUCAUCAUCAGUAAUCUGACUGUUGACCUGUUUGCCUUCUUCAUCCCACUCCUCGUCUUCUACCUCUCCUUCAUCUCCAUGGUGAUCUGCACGCUACGCAUCUUCCAGAGCAGCAAGGCGUGGGAGAACUUCAGUGCCCUAACAACCCUGCUGACCAGGUUUGAGCCUGGCCUGGACGUGGAGCAAGCAGAGUCUAACUUUGGCUGGAACAAUCUAGAACCCUACCUCUACUUCCUGAUAUCGGUGUUCUUCAUUGUCUUCUCCUUCCCCGUCGCGGAUAAAGGAUGGAUCCCCUGCUCGGAGCUGUCCACGGUAGCCAUCUUGUUCACGGUGGUCAGCUACAAGAGCCUGAGUCCCUCGGGCGCCACCUACGCCAAACGGGCGCUCAUCACUGAGGUGGCAACGUCUUUGUGUUCCCUGACCAGUCUCCUGCCCCAGAGUGCUGUUCUGCUGAGGAUGCUGAGCCACACCUUCACCACCCUGCCACUAGGGGACUCAGUGGUGAUGAAGAUCAGUCUGCCCUGCCUGCUAGACCUCUACCUCUACUUCCUGUUCUUCAGUAUGGCUAAGCAGCGUGGUUUCCGUGGGACCUACUGUUUCCUGGUCCCCUACUUGGUCUGCUUCCUGUGGUGUGAGUUCUCUGUGGUGCUGCUCCAAAACUCUUCCCCCGUGGGACUCAUCCGGACCUGCGUUGGCUACUUCCUGUUCCUGUUUGCCUUGCCCGUGCUGGCCGUGGGGCUGGCCGCCAUGGUCCUCAUCCAGCUGGUCAAAUGGUUCCUGGAGCUGGAGCUCACCAAGAUGAUUGUGACGCUGGCCGUGUGCGCGGUGCCGGUGACACUGAGGCUGUGGACGCGCUUCGGCCUGUCUCUCAUGGACGUGUUCCACUCCAUGUCGCAACGCGGCGCCGUCAAGCUCAUCCUGUGCUGCGUCACCAUGGUGAUGAUGUUCUUCUGGAUGUACGUGUACCACUCCGAGGGACUGCAGGGGUAUAACUCUACGUUGACCUGGAGACAGUACGGGCAGCUGUGUGGUCCUCCUGCCUGGAAGGUGAAAGGUGUGGCUCAGACACAGAUCUUCUGUACACACCUGGACGGACACCAGGUGACGUGGACCGGGAGGUUCAGGCAGGUGCGUGUAGCGGAAACUGAGAACGGAGCCCAGUCCGUCAUCAACCUGCUGCCGGUGUUCAUGGGAGAUUGGUUACGCUGUCUUUACGGAGAGACCUAUCCUAAAUGUGACCCGCUGCGGAACAACUCCACCAACACCCCCGACGCCACGGCAACCGUCGCUAAUGCUAACCUCACCGCCGCCGACUACGCCAACGCCACAGUGCUUGGCGUUGCCGUGCCGACGGCCGUCCUCCUCCGGCAGCAGGAAGAGGAGGAGCUGUGUGUGAUUAAGGCUUUGGCCAAACACACGUGUCACGUGAAGCGAUACGACAGCUAUGUGUUGGAGGUGGGCGUGGGGAUGCCCGAGGAAGACGGGAUUCCAGAGGACCGGGCCAGAGACAUCAAACUGGUGGCCAGUCAUGAGUUCAGACAGGUGUUGCUGCGCCUGCAGCCCGGCAGCCUGGUGGAGUUCAGCACUACGUUGGAGGGUCGUCUGGGGGGCCAGGUCCCGUCCUUCGAGCUGAAGGCCAUCUACUGUCUGGACUGUGACUCCUCCCUUCUGACCGCUGCCGGACAGGUGAAGAUCGAGAGAGACUGGAGACGGACCACACUCAACUCCGUCAAGUUCGCGUUCGACUUCUUCUUCUCUCCCUUCCUCUCGGCACGUAUCGACGUGUGACAGGACGAGGAAGGAGAGAGAUGUAGUGACUGGGAGAAAAAUA
Molecule: messenger RNA, 3293 nt
Organism: Oncorhynchus mykiss (rainbow trout)
Lineage: Eukaryota; Metazoa; Chordata; Actinopteri; Salmoniformes; Salmonidae
Source: RefSeq, a predicted model, not a curated record